This is a messenger RNA of Rhineura floridana, 3656 nucleotides long. Its product is annotated as alpha-aspartyl dipeptidase-like. Gene Ontology annotation, molecular function: serine-type peptidase activity. NCBI's taxonomy places the organism in Eukaryota, Metazoa, Chordata, Lepidosauria, Squamata, Rhineuridae. The record is from RefSeq and is a predicted model, not a curated record. Gene Ontology annotation, biological process: proteolysis.
AGCACAUGACUUCCUCCAAAGAAUCCUUGGAACUGUAGUUAUUAAGGGUCCUGGGAAGUUGCAGCCCUGUGAGGAGGAAACCACUGUUCCCAGGAUUCUUUGGGGGAACUCACGUGUUUUAAAAGAAUGGCGGGGCGCCUAACUCCCAAGGAGCAGCAGUAUUAGAGCGCAAACCUAUGCAUGCUACCUGGGAAUAAGUCUCAUUGAUCUCAAUAGGAUUUAUUCGAGUCGAUGGCGCAAAGGAUCGCGUCGUAAGACUGCUCUCCAAUGCAUACUUACCCGGAAGUAAGCCCCACUGAAUCCAGGGGGCUUCCUUCCAAGUAAAUCAAUAUAGCAUUGUUGCACUGCAAGAGAGUCGUCGUGGCAUGAGCUUUUGUGGUAAGUCUUUUAAAGACUCUGGAACUUGUUUCUUCUCUUUGACUUUCCAUGCACGGAAACAACCUCCGUCCCGACCCAUAUUUACCGGGCAAAGGUAAAGCACGGCUCCCACCAGGAUGAGCAGGAAAGUCACUGCGAAGAUGACAAAAUCGAGCAUGUCUGUAAGGAGCACAAUCCCAUCCGUCUGCAAAAAAAGAAAAAGGAGUCCGUCAACGUCCCCGAUCUUCGGCUCCCUUGCCUUGCCCGGUUUUGGGCAGGAGGCGGAGAUUUGAGGAGGGAGACUAAAGCAAUCGAGCCAUCGGCUGUGCAAGGCAGGGAAGGGAGUUCUUCACACAAUCCCAUCCCGAGCCUGAUCGAGACCCAGUCUUCGCAUUCAUAGCUGAUCCUUGUGCCAAGCGGAGGUUUCCAACGCGACCCGCCCCUGCCGCUAACUGCGCCCGGGCUGAGUUUCCUGGGGCUUCCAGGGAGGAAAACGGUCCGUUUCCACCGGGCGACUUCUGUCCUGAUGGGGGCUCGCCGGCGACUGCUGCUGAUCUCCAGCUCUACUUUGCACGGAGCGGGCUACCUAGACCACUGCGAGGAACAAACAAGCACUUCUUUGGGCCGCUACGGGCUAGACAGUAUCCACGAAUUGCUCAAUCCACACGAAGCUGUGAGAAAAGCUGAAGCGAUAUUCAUUGGUGGUGGCAACACAUUUCGUCUCUUGAAAGCUCUUUACGACAAUGGUCUGAUACAGCCGAUCAGGAGAAGAGUUCUUGAGGGUGGGAUCCCAUACAUUGGAUCAAGUGCAGGAACCAGUAUCAGUAUCAACACAACCAAUGACAUGCCAAUUGUAUAUCCUCCUUCUUUGAUGGCCCUUGGAUUGGUUCCUUUCAACAUCAAUCCACACUGUUUGGAUCCAGAUGUUAAUAGCACUCACAUGGGGGAAGCCCGUGAGAAAAGGAUUCAGCAGCAUCAUGGAGAACCAGACACACCUCCCGUAUUGGGUUUACGUGAAGGAUCACUGCUGCUGGUAGAGGGCAGCAAAGCUACCCUGCAAGGAAAAACCGGGGCUCGACUGUUUGUGAAAGGGAAAGGCCCCACGGAACAUGAGCCUGGAACAGAUUUCAGUUUCCUGUCGACAGAGAGCCCUGAGGAGGUGUAACUUCGGUUGAAGUGAAGCUGAAAUUGUCAGAUCCCAAGCAGGCUCCAGCUUAUCUGAGAAAGAAUUGCCUUGUCUCAGGAGUACAAAAACCCAGAUGCCCACUAGAGCACUGGCACCCUAAAAAUUGGACCCAGACACUUGCUUCCAAGUUGAGUCACAGCUUCCCACAACACGGCUCCAGAUCCUCUUAUACACAGUUGUAAUAAAAGAGCUGCUGUGAAUGCGUAUACAGUGUGCUACCCACUCUAGCAGCUACUUGCUUGAGGAAAGGUUCCUAAAUCAGAAGUCAAACUAGUUUCCAGGUAGGUUUCAGCCCUGGCAUCUGUAUAACAGCUAGAGACAAAGUUUUAAGGCAUUUGCCUGAACGGACAAGAGCUUAAAAUGUGCAGAGGGAUUGGGUGGUGUAGGCAGACUCCUCUCCGUCCGUCCCCCCACGCUUUUUGGACACAAAGGUCUGAAGGGGCCAUCCACUCACGUUUUAUCUGACCAGGUUGAGAACCCACUGCACCACUUGGAAUUCUACCUUAUCAGGAUUCCCAAUCAGGUAGGUGCUGCUAAGCACAUUCAGUUGGAUGGGUCUAGGAGGGGUCCUUUCAGGCAUUUGUGUUCAAUGAGCGAAGGGCUGAGGAAUCCGUGUGCGCAGGGAUGCGGGGGGGCUUGCAUGUGGACCAUCACACUCUUGACCCUGUGUUCAGGUAAAUGCCAGCAGGGUGAUGGUGGGGAAAUAGAUCAAAAUGCAUCAACAAGAUGUGCCCACCUCUCCGCUUCCAACCUGGCUCCUAAAUUUCUACAAAAAGUCCUACACUCCUACUUUACUAAGAGAUCACAGAUUUGAUUCCAGCUGAUCACAAACUUGUCUUCGAUGGCAGAACAUACUCCUGUGAUUACUUUGCAACACUCAAGUGCACCUGUAACAGCUUGUGGGGAAAGUUGCAUCUCCAGAUUACUGCUUGAUACAGUGCUUUAGAGCAGGGGUGGGGGCUGACCGUGCCCCCUGAACUCUCCCCAGUUCACACCCCCUUACUGGCCCUGCUUCACACCCUCCUUGAGUGCUUUUGCCUAGCUGAAGUGUGUCCUUGAACUCUGAUAAUGCCUCUUGCUUGUCUGGAUGGAGGGUAGAGAGGGGUAUGCGAGUUGGUAGUGUGGACCUUGAUCUGAUUGGGGCGGGAGGAGGAAGAGGCUUCUGUACAUUUCCCUUAAGUUAACCACAUUGCAUGAUUUUGGAUGAUUUCCUCCUCUCCAUCAGCAACAAUACCACAUUGCUCAAGAGGGGUCCCAAUCCUCUAGAAAGGGGAGGGGAGGACAAGCAACUCUGGAAGGAAUAUGAAACUUUUCUUAAGUGGCCUUCUCUUAGGAGUUAAGCCAGUAGCCCUAGUUUCAUUAGGUGGUGGGUAGGGGAGGAGAAAAAAAUCUUAUUGGCCGAUGGUGUGCUCACAACUCCCAUUGAGGACUGGGGUCUAGCAGACAUUCUGCUAUGUGCUAGUAAACAGGACCUAGUCUGGGAAGGAGGAAAGGGAGAGCACUUCUCAUUCAGAAGCAUGAGAUUCUUCCACAGCAGCAGAAUCCACUAUCCCCCAAGAAUAUACAUAUUUGGAGCUUCAGAAUGUAGUUUGUCACAGUGCCUAUUCGGCCUGCUCUUUGAAAUAGCACCUUAAAUUCCUGUCUUAAAUAAAAUGUUAAUGUAUAUAGCAGGGCUCAGAUCUAAUGAGUGUGGUGUGUGUGAGUAGAGAGGUGAAGGCCCAGAAAAAUUAGGAAAAAACCCAUUUUUUUUCCUGAAGCCAUUUUUGUUUUUUUCUGAAAAAUUCAAAAAAAUGGAUUAUGGAAUGUUUUAUUUUAGCAUGAUGAAUGUUUCAUUGAAUUGUGCCCCCCCUUUUUUUCUCAUUUCUUUUUAUGGGAAUGGAUGCUUUAUGUCUGCUUGACACUGUGGAGGACUAACGGAGACAUAAUAAUUUUCUUUAUUAAUGUUGAUUUCUUCUGAAUUUUUCUGCUCCUCAUAAAGUGGCAAAAUGAAAGAGGUUCCUUACAGUUCAGGAUCAUUUCAGGAUCCAUUUGUUGCAAAAAGAGUAAAAAUUUAAAAAAUCAAUUUGUAAUAAUAUUUGAAUAAAAUGUACUUUUAAUAUACCAAAUGUGAUAA